Molecule: messenger RNA, 1043 nt
Organism: Condylostylus longicornis
Lineage: Eukaryota; Metazoa; Arthropoda; Insecta; Diptera; Dolichopodidae
Gene: RpLP0-like
Product: mRNA turnover protein 4 homolog
Exons: 3
Coding region: 128-898 (256 amino acids)
Biological process (GO): ribosomal large subunit biogenesis; rRNA processing; nuclear-transcribed mRNA catabolic process
Cellular component (GO): preribosome, large subunit precursor; nucleolus
Molecular function (GO): RNA binding
Source: RefSeq, a predicted model, not a curated record
UUUGUCAAUUUUGAUUUUAUUUGUUUCUCGCCUCGUGGUAAUUAACUGCUUUUUUUGUUUUUGUAUACAAGUUCUCAAAUUAAUGCAAUUAAUAUAAAUUUAAAUAUAAAAUUCGAAAUAAAAAAUAAUGCCGCGCUCAAAAAGGGAUAAAAAAAUUUCAUUAACUAAAACUGAGAAAAAAGGACUUCAAUGGAAACAAAAAAUUAUUGAAGAUAUUCGAAAAAGCGUUGAAAAAUAUCCAAAUUUAUUUGUAUUUUCAAUCGAAAAUAUGAGGAAUAGUCUUCUUAAAGAUCUAAGGCAAGAAUGGAAAAAAAAUUCUAGAUUUUUUUUUGGAAAAAAUAGAAUUAUGCAAAUUGGAUUAGGGCGAACAAAAUCAGAAGAAAUAGAACCAGGUCUACAUAAGCUAUCGCGGCGCUUAAUUGGACAAUGUGGCUUACUUUUUACUCAAAGAGAUAAAAGUGAAGUUAUUGAUUGGGCUAAAAAUUAUUGGAGUAUUGAGUAUGCACGAAGUGGUUUUAUAGCAACAGAAACAAUAGUUUUACCUGAAGGGCCCUUAGCAGAAUUUUCGCAUUCAAUUGAACCGCAUUUACGUUCUUUAGGAAUGCCCACAAAAUUAGAUAAGGGUAUUGUACAUUUGUAUUCUAAAUUUACAGUAUGUGAAAAAGGUAAAUCAUUAACGCCAGAACAAGCUAGAAUACUAAAAUUAAUAGCCAAUCCAAUGGCUAAAUUUAAAUUACAUAUUAAAUGUUCUUGGAAUAAGUCAGAUGGUUUUGAAAGUUACGUCCAGGAAAACGGCACAAAAUUUGACAGCGAGAAUGAAAUUGAUAUUUUGGAGGAUGUGAAUAUGGAGGAUCAAGAAGACGAUAAUAAUAAUGAAAUUGACGAAGAUGAUAAAUAAAAACAGUACCAUACAAAACAUUUUUUCAACUUAUAAAAUCAUGUAAUUCCUCAUUUGGAAUGAUAAAAACAUUUUGUUUGAAUUUUUCUAAAACCUUAUUUUAAAAUUGCUUACAUUGUAUUUGAACUCCUUUUUAAACGUUAAA